This is a messenger RNA of Geodia barretti, 2716 nucleotides long. Lineage: Eukaryota; Metazoa; Porifera; Demospongiae; Tetractinellida; Geodiidae. The record is from the annotation of a GenBank genome assembly.
AUGCGCUUUCAUAAGUAAGGGGGGAAAGAAGUCUCGUCUGCGUCCGAAACGUCACGCGCGUAUAUACGCCAAUGUGUAAUGACGGAGUUCACUAGAGGUGUUGACAGAAUUACGAGGGAAGGGAAGGAGGAGCGGCGGAGCAGAUGGCUCCAGGGCGACUUGGAGAGCUGGGGCCUGAGCAACGUGACUCUGCGUCCCUACCAGCUGGAGGGCGUGUCGUGGGUCGCGGGGUGCCUGGACCGCGGCCACGGCUGCAUUCUGGGGGACGAGAUGGGUCUGGGGAAGACAGUGCAGUCUAUAUCACUACUGCUGUACCUGAGUGGUUGCAAGAGGAAGUGUGGUCCCUACCUCGUCCUCUGUCCUCUCUCAGUCCUCCACAACUGGCAGUCUGAACUGACCAGGUUUGCCCCAGGGCUGAAUGUGCUGAGCUACUCUGGAGGCAAAGAGGAGCGCGAGGCACAGAGAGAGAGUGUUCUAGCACACCUAACUCACCAGCAUUCAAAGAGACCAGUUCCAUUUCAAGUGAUGCUGGCUCAUUAUGAGGUUGUGAUUCGAGACAACACUUUCCUACAGAAGCUGCCGUGGCAGUGUCUGAUAGUGGACGAGGGCCACAGAUUAAAGAACUCGUCCUCUGUGCUCUACAGACAACUGAAAGAGCUCCGAGUUCCGUUCAGUCUCCUACUGACUGGGACUCCAGUACAGAACAAUCUCACAGAGCUCUACUCCCUCCUGUCGUUUGUGGCUCCUGACGUGUUCCCCGAGUCCAGACUAGAGGCCUUUGUUCAGCACUAUAAUGAUGUCACUGAUCAGUCAGUGGCCUCUGCGCUGCACUCAGUGGUGGAGCCAUUCCUGCUGCGUCGGGUCAAGUCAGAGGUGAUGGAGGACCUCCCAGCCAAGACCGAGGUGGUCCUCUACACCGGACUCUCCUCCAUGCAGAAGAACUACUACAAGGCCAUUCUCACCAAAGACCUCAGUGCAUUUGGUGAGGGAGGCAGUAAGACGAGGCUAAUGAACAUCCUGACACAGCUCCGUAAGUGUGUCAACCAUCCCUACCUCUUUGAUGGGGCUGAACCUGAGACGUUCCAACUAGGAGAACACCUCGUGACCACCAGUGGGAAGCUGUAUGUGAUUGACAAACUCUUGAACCAUCUAAAACAAAGGGGUCACCGUGUCCUGAUGUUCUCUCAGAUGACACGAAUGUUGGAUAUCAUACAGGACUACCUGGGAUACAGAGGCUACUCGUAUGAGAGACUGGAUGGCUCGGUGAGGGGGGAGGAGAGAUUUCUGGCAGUGAGGAACUUCUCCGAGGACGAACAGACGUUUGUCUUCCUCCUGAGCACCCGGGCGGGCGGUCAGGGGCUGAACCUGGUCGGAGCUGACACGGUCGUCAUUGUGGACUCUGACUUCAACCCUCAGAAUGACCUCCAGGCAGCAGCAAGGGCCCAUCGCAUCGGCCAGACCAGGCCAGUGAAAGUGAUUCGACUGGUGACGAGGCAUUCGGUGGAAGAAAUGGUUCUAAAAAGAGCCAUGGCCAAACUACAGAUGACGUCUACUGUCAUUGAAGGAGGCCAGGUCUAUAAGGAGAAACUUGUAUUUCUGAUGUGUAUAUACGUACCUCUAUGCUCUGUUGUGUCUGGUAUAGUUCACACAUGGCACAGUGUCGUCGUCAUCAGUGGCGACUGACUCGGCCCGGCUCUCAGACAUCCUCAAGUUUGGUCUGGACACUCUCCUGGGCUCUGAGGAGAGCUCAAUUGUGGAUGAAGAUUUUGAGCGUAUUCUAGGUCGUCAGUGAGGGAGGUGAGUGGGUCUCUGAGACUGGGAGAGGUAGCCCCUGAGCCUGAAGAUGGUGCAGAAGAGGCUGGUCCUGAUACUAUGUAUGUGUAUGAAGGGAAGGAUUACUCCAAAGUCAGUGAAUCAGACAAAAAGACUUUUGACCAACUCUUGGCUGAGAAAUUGCGACUGUCUGAGUCUGCCAUAGGAGAGAGAGCUCUCCGUAGCAGUGGGGGUGGUGGUAAUGAGACUGGGGCCAGGGGAGGAGCCCUGGCUGCUGGUCUGACACUGCCCGAGGGGAGGAAGAGACGACAGUUAUCUGAUGAGGAACUAGAAGUCAGGAGGAAGAAGAGAGCUGAGCUGAAGGCAAAGAGAGCGAAACUUAGAGAAGAACAGGAGCAGAGGAAGCUGGAAGAGAAGAGGAAAAAGAGGGAGGAGUUUUGGAGACGAAAUGGGUACACUUCCCAGAACUGUCCUCUGGAGGGUAGUAGCGAGGAAGAAGAGGAGGAGGGGGAGGAGGAGGAGGAGGAGGAAGAACGACAGAUCAACUAUGUUGUUGGAGAUGUGACUCAACCUCAAAACACUGGCAGCAGUGAUGCCAUUAUUAUUCACUGUGUCGAUGACUCUGGGAGGUGGGGUAGAGGUGGUCUGUUCUCAGCCCUCUCUGCUCGCUCCCCACAGCCACAGGUACACUAUGAGCUGGCCGGCCAAAUGAAAGACCUACACCUGGGAGAUGCUCACAUUGUUCCAGUGGAUGAUGUCAUGUCACGACCAAGUGGAGCAGAUAUGGUGGCUCUGAUAGUGGCCCAGGUGAGGGAAGCAGGAGGGAGACUGUCAGGGAUCAGACUCUCUGCUCUCACCACUGGCCUGCAGAGAGUGGCCCGACUGGCCCUCAGGAGGAAAGGUCCCUCACUAUUAUCAUGACCAACUAUGUAUAAGCCUCAUA